GCUGUAGUACAGGGACAGAAAGGUUGGGAUUUUCUAGUUCAAUGGAUCCUUCAUAGAAUCAGUCAAAAGAAGAGAAAGAAAAGUAUUAGAAAAUCUCGGAAGGGUCCAAGAUCUGAAUCUCUAGCACGUACUCCUACCUCUCAAGCAAUAGCAACAAGUGCAUCACACAGUAUAGAAGAAGAGGAAGGGACUUCCUUUACAAAGAUUGAUCUGGAGAAAAAUUUGACCGUGAAUCAUAUUCAUAGACUACAAAAAGGCCCAACAAAAAGUAGGAGUUUUCAAUUAUCACAAGAAUCGUUUCCAAUGAAGUCCUCAGUAAGUGCAGAAUCAAUUACACCUCACUCUAAAUGCCAUCAACAUAGACCUCGGCACUCGUACACUAGUGUUGAAAACAUUUGUGAAACCAACUUUAAUUUUUCUGCUUGCCAAAACGAGGGUUCUAGUAUUGUCAGUAUUCAUCCCACCCCAGAUGAGCAAACUCUAUCUGGUGGGUGUUCCUACCCGGCUAGUCUAGUGUCCAACAAUCCAGCUUGGAAGUAUUAUCAAUUACCAUCUUCUAAUCCUAGCCCUCAACCAACAUCUCAUCAUAGUUAUCAAACAACUGACUUUGAUUCAACCCAAUCAUUCCAUCGGAAAAGUUUUCAAUUAUUGGAUUUUAAAACACCUCUUUUAACAACUGAGUUUGAGUAUAACAUUCCACAAUCCUCCUCCAUCUACCCUGCUUCUCGUAGAAACUCUAAGACUCAAAAAAGCAAGAUAACUUGUCUAACAACUGAUGUUUAACUAUAAUGCCAAAUAUGUUCCUGUUAAAAUAAAGAAUGGGCUAAAAAUUCCAAAUUUCAGAUACUGUGUUUUGAUUAGUUAACUGUCAUAUUGUGGGGUUUGCAUUCCUGGAAUGGGUAGAAUUUAUCCUCUAUUUUAACUUAUGUUUUAAGGUACUUGAAGAGGCGGAAGCCAUGGUUAAUGAAUUACUUUGGAAUAACAAAUAGGUUAAUGAUCAUUAUAAUAGAUGUUGGUCCAAUAGUUGUUAAAUAGAAUUUGGGCCAAUAUUGAUAUUUUGUUUGAAAUUCAAUACAAAAUAAUUCUCCUGUGAACACAGAAAGUUUAGGUUAAUUUUCUAUUAUAAUUUGUUCUGCCCCUCAUAUAAAUGCUUUAUUCCUGAUCAACAUUUGUUAACUCAUUUUUAAUGGUGUAAAAAGGAUCUAUGUUAAUUUUAAAUCGCUCUCAAUUUAUAGAGUGGCAUGUCCAAUUCACAGUAAUCAUAUAAGCUUUGACUGCUCAAGAAUGAAUGAGAUAUGCACAAUAUUUUUUUGAAUAUUUAUUAUUUUGAAUUUUGACUUGCGCAUUUCUGUGCAGAAACAAGGCAGGAAACUGUCAGAAUCUAAAAAAUGUUAAGAAGAAAACUUUAUGUUCCCGGCCAUAACAUUGAUAUGAUAAAGCUCUAAAGAGUGCCAUUGUGAAUCAGGCAUGCUUAUUUUGAAUAGCCGGUCACAUGAAAUCAAAACAACUGUACCUUAAAAAACACAUAUUAACAGAUUAAAUAGUAAUUAGUAACUACUUAAUUUGUAUUACUAAAAUACUUAAAACCCAACAAAAUGAAAAGCAGGUAAUUUUUUCUAGCAAAUUAAAAAAAAACUUAAAAUGUAGUAUAUUCAACUUGAAAACAUCAUUUUCAGUUUUAAAACAAUUAUUAUUUCCUGAACUUUUAUAUUUAUCAAUUCAAAAAAGUAUUCUGUGAAUACAAAGGUUCAUUGUAAAACUGAGAACUUUGUUGCUAUUGCUUAAACAUGCACUCUACACAUAUGGUGUAUAUUAAAUUUGUAAACAGGGAUCAAAUUUAAUGAAUUUGAGAGGUUGAUCAACUAUUUAUCCUCAGUUUAAAUCCUGAAUUACUGGUUUACAUACAUAUGGUGUAUUUUAAAUUUGUAAACAGGGAUCAAAUUUAAUGAAUUUGAGAGGUAGAUCAACUACUUAUCCACAGUUUAAAUCCUGAAUUACUGGUUCACUACCAAAUUUAUUACCUAAAUUCAAUUAGUUCAAUAACUACUUACAACAAACUAAGUCCAUGGUUCCUGAAAAUUUGUAAAUCUUUAUAUUGAAGAUUGUGUAAUCUCUGACACUGUCCUGCAGUUUUAUUGCUCUCAAACUUUUCUGAUAUUAAGUUGAUUGAAAAGAAGAAUUUAAUGUAUCCUCAUGCAAAUAGUUUUAAAUAAAAAUGUAAUGUACACAACUUUAAAAUACUCAAAAUUCCAUAAAAAUCCCCAGACUUUUCAAGACUGCCCUUUUUUAACUAUAAUCUCUCUAAUCAAAAGUCUUUUAAGAAUGUUUCAAAUAAUUGAAGAGAAAUACAUUAAACUCUUACAUUUCUAAUAAACAAUAAUCAAACCAAAUAUAUUUUAUAAUCAUAAUUUUUACACUAUGAACAUCCUACCUUGCACUUUUCUAAGGUUAAAGGUCUAUAAUACAAUUAUCUUCAAAUUUGGCAAAAGAUUAAAAUAUAAUUUAAUAACAAGCUGACUGCAAAUAAUUGAGGAAUACAUUGUGUAAUUUAUCUCGAUGGUUGUAACAUGUUUUAACUCUGAUGGUUGUAACAUGUUUUUUUAUCUGUUCCCAAAAGAAAAUGUGAUAUUAAUAUGACUUUGUAAUGUGUAAAUCAAUU
Molecule: messenger RNA, 2659 nt
Organism: Eurytemora carolleeae
Lineage: Eukaryota; Metazoa; Arthropoda; Copepoda; Calanoida; Temoridae
Source: RefSeq, a predicted model, not a curated record